AUGUUGCUUUUGGAUUUGUUUGUUAAGGAAUGUUAUAUUGCUUUUGUUGGAAAUUUGGCUGGACCUUAUGUGAGGCGAUCUGUUUGGGUAAUGAAAAUCACUGAUGCAGGAGCUGACAUAGACCGAAUUAGAGUUCAAGGGAAGAAAGAAGUUGAUGCAUGUUUUGAAAUUAAAAAUUCUCUGGUGCAAAAGAACUACAACAUCCCUCUGGUGGCAAACAUUCAUUUUGCUCCUUUUGUUACACUUCGAGUGGCGGAGUGCUUUGACAAAAUAUGUGUCAAUCCUGGAAACUUUGCUAACAGGCGAGCCCAGUUUGAGCAAUUAGGUACACACAUGAUGACUAUCAGAAAGAACUCGGGCAUAUUGAGGAGGUCAGACUAUCUUGCACUUGUUGACUAUAGCAUUUUUUUUCAACUGAUAAUACAUGUAAAAAUAAUUAUUUGCCCUGCUUUAGAUGAUACUUAAGAAGUCAUUAACAUGGUGUAAGGUGUUGGUCCUGCAAGUUGGAAUGUCUUUUAACAGGUGUUUCAUCGUGAAUGCUCGAGAGAUUGAUCACAGCGACAACUACAUCCCCUAUUGUAGAAAUUAUAAAUAUUAUCCAUACUAAUGUAAAUAGACAACAAUCACUAUCAGAUAUAAAUAUGAGCAUCCAGUAGUA
Molecule: messenger RNA, 658 nt
Organism: Capsicum annuum
Lineage: Eukaryota; Viridiplantae; Streptophyta; Magnoliopsida; Solanales; Solanaceae
Product: 4-hydroxy-3-methylbut-2-en-1-yl diphosphate synthase (ferredoxin), chloroplastic-like
Exons: 4
Coding region: 1-465 (154 amino acids)
Biological process (GO): terpenoid biosynthetic process; isopentenyl diphosphate biosynthetic process, methylerythritol phosphate pathway
Cellular component (GO): chloroplast
Molecular function (GO): 4-hydroxy-3-methylbut-2-en-1-yl diphosphate synthase activity (ferredoxin)
Source: RefSeq, a predicted model, not a curated record